Messenger RNA from Debaryomyces fabryi, 1050 nucleotides. RefSeq names its product RNA-binding ATPase activator. Gene Ontology annotation, molecular function: RNA binding. The transcript has a single exon. Gene Ontology annotation, cellular component: nucleolus. Gene Ontology annotation, biological process: small-subunit processome assembly; endonucleolytic cleavage to generate mature 5'-end of SSU-rRNA from (SSU-rRNA, 5.8S rRNA, LSU-rRNA); endonucleolytic cleavage in 5'-ETS of tricistronic rRNA transcript (SSU-rRNA, 5.8S rRNA, LSU-rRNA). The record is from RefSeq and is a predicted model, not a curated record. Bases 1 to 1050 code for a protein of 349 amino acids. NCBI's taxonomy places the organism in Eukaryota, Fungi, Ascomycota, Pichiomycetes, Serinales, Debaryomycetaceae.
AUGGGUCCUAAUAAGAAAGGAGCGAAGAAGGAUAUAAUCGGUUCAUCUUUUGGCAUAAAAGAUCUGGAUUCCAACUCUGGAGAUGACUUGAGUGACACAGAACACUCAAAAAUCACAAAUUCCAAGAGUCGGGUGAUCCAAAAUGAAAGUGAUUUGGAUGAUUUUGAUGAUGAUGAAGACGAAGAAGAAGAAGGCAAGGUAUUUAAUGUUCUGAAAAAGGCUAGUCAUGUAGAUAAUUUUAAAAAUGAAGAAAGUGAAGACGAAGAAGAUUUCAAUGACGAAGAAGAAGAAGAAUUAUCGGCAAAUGCUGAUAUACUAGACGAAGACGAGUUGCUUGGUAGUGGAAAAAUGACUAAGAAUAUAAGCUUAGAGAAAUUGACACCAGAACAGCUUGCUAAGGAGCAGAAGAAGAUCAAGAAAACAGGGGUAUGCUACUUGUCUAAAAUUCCACCAUAUAUGAAACCAGCAAAAUUACGUUCUGUAUUAUCAAGAUUUGGAAAAAUCGAUCGUUUAUUUUUGAAGCCAGAGGAUAAUACCACAUACGCAAAGAGAGUCAAAUAUGGGGGAAAUAAAAAGAAAAAUUAUACUGCUGGAUGGGUAGAGUUCAUCAAUAAAAAAGACGCAAAGUUAUGUGCUGCAACAUUGAACGGUAAUAAACUUGGAGGCAAGAAGACUUCAUAUUACUAUGAUGAUAUAAUAAAUAUAAAAUAUCUUUCUGGAUUCAAGUGGUUCGACUUAACACAACAAAUAGCUAAGGAGAAUGAAAUCAGACAAGCUAAGUUAUCAAUGGAAUUAUCCCAACAGCAAAAGUUGAACAAGAGUUUCAUUAACAAUGUGGAAAGGUCGAAAAUGAUCAACAAUAUGCAAAAUAAACGUAAGGCAAGACAAGCAGAGCUGGGUGCCGACAAUACAAAUAAUGAAGAAUCUGAUAUUAGGCGGAAUUUAAAACAACGUAAAUUAGCAAGUACUAGAGCUGACGCAGAUGACGAGUUAAAGUAUAAAUCUAAACCAAAUGAGAAAUUGAAUGACGUCUUGUCUAAAGUUUUUUAG